AUGCAAACCCACCUCACAGCGCUCCUCUUCCUGCUCCCUCUCCUCUCCAAUGCCCUCCCAGCCCAAAACUCCUCCCCCAACCCUAACCUCCAAACCCGGGCCCAAAAAGAAACCCAACUCACCCCCAAACAAAUCGAAACCAUCGCCCCCAAAUCCAAAUCCUGCGAAUCGGCUUCAUCAAAAGACGAAUGCGCGACGGCAGCGCAAGCCGCGCCGGCCAUCAGCGCGUCCUUCGACAAGUACAAGGUGCAUUCGCGGGCCGAACAAGCCGCUGUUAUCGGGCUGAUGGCUUUUGAAAGUGAAGAGUUUCAAUAUAACCGGAAUCAUUCGCCCGGGGUGCCGGGUAAGGGGACCCGAAACAUGCAAUCCCCAACCUACAACCAAAAAUACGCAUCGUCCCUCCCCGACAUCGCAGACGCAGCAGAACAAGCCUCCUCAGACGCAGACAAGGUGCUCGACCUGCUAGUCGACAAAACAGAGUACGAUUUCGGAUCCGGGGCGUGGUUCCUGACGACACAGUGUGGGGAUGAUGUGCGAAAGCAGUUGCAGUCUGGGAGUGAGAAGGGCUGGAAGGCUUAUAUACGGGAUUGUGUGGGGACGGAGGCGAAUCGGGAGAGGAGGGGGUAUUGGGAGAGGGCUGUUGAUGCGUUGGGUUGA
Messenger RNA from Aspergillus candidus, 657 nucleotides. RefSeq lists its product as uncharacterized. NCBI's taxonomy places the organism in Eukaryota, Fungi, Ascomycota, Eurotiomycetes, Eurotiales, Aspergillaceae. The record is from RefSeq and is a predicted model, not a curated record. The coding region runs from base 1 to 657 and encodes 218 amino acids. The transcript has 2 exons.